AUGAGCUUCUAUGGCAGAUACUAUGGAGGUCUUGGCUUCGGCCACGGAGGGUUGGGAGGUCUGAGCUAUGGUCAUGGCUGUGGCUGUGGAAGCUUCCGCAAACUGGGCUGUGGAUAUGGCUGUGGAUAUGGCUCCGGCUUUAGAAAUUUCAGAUAUGGCUGCUGUCACCCACAGUGCCAUGGUGGUUAUGGUUUCUCUAGCGUCUACUGA
Molecule: messenger RNA, 210 nt
Organism: Ochotona curzoniae (black-lipped pika)
Lineage: Eukaryota; Metazoa; Chordata; Mammalia; Lagomorpha; Ochotonidae
Product: keratin-associated protein 19-7-like
Exons: 2
Coding region: 1-210 (69 amino acids)
Source: RefSeq, a predicted model, not a curated record